CUCCGGCGCGAUGGGGCUAGGAGCCAGUGCGGCUGGGUAGCGGCGGCGUGUGGGCGUGCGGGCCGGGCGGUCUGGCUCGAGGGCUCCGGUUUCGGGGCCUUUGGGAGCCGCCGGAGGGUGCGGAGAGAGCUUAGCGUCCCCGUCCGCCGCCACUCCCUGGCAUGUCGGCCGAGGCCUCGGGCCCGGCGGUAGCCGAGGCCCCGUCCCUGGAAGUCCCUAAGCCCUCGGGUCUCGAGACUGGCUCCGCCGCUUACGGUCUGAAACCCCUGACCCCGAACAGCAAGUACGUGAAGCUGAACGUGGGCGGCUCGCUGCACUACACCACGCUUCGCACCCUCACGGGACAGGACACCAUGCUCAAGGCCAUGUUCAGCGGCCGCGCGGAGGUGCUCACGGACGCGGGAGGUUGGGUGCUGAUUGACCGGAGCGGCCGCCACUUUGGUACAAUCCUCAACUACCUGCGGGAUGGGUCCGUGCCACUACCUGAGAGUACCAGAGAACUGGGGGAGCUACUAGGUGAAGCACGCUACUACCUGGUACAGGGCCUGAUUGAGGACUGCCAGCUAGCAUUGCAGCAAAAAAGGGAGAACUUGUCCCCGCUGUGCCUCAUCCCCACGGUGACAUCUCCCCGGGAGGAGCAGCAGCUCCUGGCCAGCACCUCCAAGCCCGUGGUGAAGCUCCUGCACAACCGCAGUAACAACAAGUACUCCUACACCAGCACUUCAGAUGACAACCUCCUUAAGAACAUUGAGCUGUUCGACAAACUGGCCCUGCGCUUCCACGGGCGGCUGCUUUUCCUCAAGGAUGUCCUGGGGGACGAGAUCUGCUGCUGGUCCUUCUAUGGGCAGGGCCGCAAAAUCGCCGAGGUGUGCUGCACCUCCAUUGUCUAUGCCACAGAGAAGAAGCAGACCAAGGUGGAAUUCCCGGAGGCCCGGAUCUUUGAGGAAACCUUGAACAUCCUGAUCUACGAGACUCCCCGGGGCCCAGACCCAGCCCUCCUGGAGGCCACGGGGGGUGCAGCUGGAGGUGGUGGGGCAGGCCGAGGGGAGGAUGAGGACAACCGGGAGCACCGUGUCCGCCGGAUCCAUGUCCGGCGCCACAUCACCCACGACGAGCGUCCCCAUGGCCAACAGAUUAUCUUCAAGGACUGACCUUUGACCUUGCUCUCUGUUUUCCUCCUGCCACUGGAGUGCAGUUCCUCUUUCUUUCCCUCCCCUUCCCAGGCCUUUGCCCCGGCUCUGCUGGCCAAGUCGUGGGUCCUCCUUCUGUCCCUCUGUUGCAUGGUACAGUUCACUGCGGCCCUUUUCCAUUCAUUCCCACCUCCUGGCUCACAGCACGGUACAUUCCAGACCCUCCAUCAGUCAGAACCUUUCAGAAGGCCUGCAUUUGUUCCCUUAUCCCAUCCUUGUCCUGCUAUUUUCCCUCACCAGCUGGUUUAGAAUGAUUUAGAAUUCCCUUUUUCUCUUUCUCUGUCUCUCUCUCUUUUUUAGCACACUGUACACGCCAAAGUGUCCAGCCAGCCCUUACUGACACCCACCAUGUUCUGAGCCACCUUCCCACCAUCGUGCAGGGUAGCUUCUCUCUCCCUCCUCCUUCCCCAACCGGUCCCCCCACCCCUUUAACUUUGUACUAGGCUGGCCUGGGCUUGCACC
Molecule: messenger RNA, 1652 nt
Organism: Enhydra lutris kenyoni (northern sea otter)
Lineage: Eukaryota; Metazoa; Chordata; Mammalia; Carnivora; Mustelidae
Product: potassium channel tetramerization domain containing 13
Exons: 6
Coding region: 162-1151 (329 amino acids)
Biological process (GO): protein homooligomerization; negative regulation of Rho protein signal transduction; protein ubiquitination
Cellular component (GO): Cul3-RING ubiquitin ligase complex
Molecular function (GO): protein binding; ubiquitin-protein transferase activity
Source: RefSeq, a predicted model, not a curated record